Odontomachus brunneus is the source of this 3532-nucleotide messenger RNA. Its product is annotated as kelch-like protein 10. The coding region runs from base 1 to 2163 and encodes 720 amino acids. Gene Ontology annotation, molecular function: protein binding. The record is from RefSeq and is a predicted model, not a curated record. The transcript has 10 exons. Lineage: Eukaryota; Metazoa; Arthropoda; Insecta; Hymenoptera; Formicidae.
AUGGUGGAUCAACGCGGCUUCCGCACGUAUCCUAAUAAAGGUCGCCACCUCGGUAAGGUGGACGCUGGCAGAAUGAACUUUAGGAAGUCGAGUCGCAGCCGAGUGUCACGCGCCGCCACUUCCGGCGUCAGUAAAGUUCGUAGGCAGCUAAGGCGGAAGCAGUCGACGAGAAUCAGGAAAUGCAUGUGUCUGCCGUCUAAUUACGCCCUUGUGGAGUUCCCUGUGGUCUGGUCCGAGCUCAGAGCUAAUCAGCAGCUGUGCGACGGUGUUAUAAGAUGCGCAGGGGAUCAAGUCUUCCGAGUCCAUCGCGCCAUAUUAUCUGCGGUGAGCCCGUAUUUCAAAGCCCUUUUCACUAACAGUCUAAAAGGCGGCAAAACUGAGACCACGGAAGUAGCUAUCAGUUCCGUUCCCGGCGAGAUCUUCAGCCUGAUCCUCGACUAUGCCUACACAGGCACAUGUAAUGUGAACGCCGAUAAUGUCGAGCAAUUAUUACCGUUCGCCGACCAGUUCGAAGUGCUCGGAAUCGUCCAGCUCUGCUGUCAGUUUUUAUUGCAAGAGUUACGACCGGAUAAUUGCUUAGGUAUCUUUAAAUUCGCAUGCCACUACUUCUGCCGUGAUCUCGAGAAACAAGGCCGGAAGUACAUACAUCACCACUUCAAGCAGAUACUGCAGGAGAGCGCGGAAUUCAAGGAUCUUCUUUGCGAUGAGCUGGAGACGAUAUUGAGCAACGACGAGCUCAACGUUAAAAAUGAGGAGAUUGUGUUUGAAGCCAUCAAGACAUGGGUCGAGAACAGGCCCGAGGAAAGACGAGUCUAUUUGCCCAGGUUGCUGGAAUGCAUACGUUACGGCCUCAUGACUCAUAAGUAUUUCGUUAAUAACGUCGUCAGCUGGAAGCUCGUCGAGGAGGAUGAAGCGUGCCAAAGAGUAUUGUUGCCGGUGAAUGCUUAUUUAACCGAACAAGACUCAAAGCAGCAUGGCGGGGAGAUCGAUCUGAGGAAUCCCCUUGCGAGGCCGCGUGUACCACACGAAAUUCUCUUCGCGAUCGGCGGAUGGAGCGCUGGCUCGCCGACCAAUUUUGUGGAGACUUACGACACGAGAGCUGACAGGUGGUUUCUAUCAGUGAAUAUGGACGUAACGCCGAGAGCUUAUCACGGAUUAUGCACCCUGAACAAUCUCAUCUACAUGAUCGGCGGAUACGACGGUAACGAACACUUCAACACAGUCCGAUGUUUUAACCCGGUGACGAAAGAAUGGCAAGAACGAGCUUGUAUGUAUCACGCCAGGUGUUACGUCAGCGUUUGUACGCAUGGCGGCAAGAUUUACGCGCUUGGCGGAUUCAACGGUCACGUGAGAACGAACACCGGUGAACGAUAUGAACCGCAGAAAAAUCAGUGGGAGAUGAUUCCACCCAUGCACCGACAACGAUCAGACGCCAGCGCGGCUGCGCUCCACGACAAGAUCUACAUCGUCGGCGGCUUCAACGGCCUGGAGGUCCUCAACUCGGUCGAGGUCUUCGACGUGGAAACCAAUCAAUGGAGCAACCUCAACUUGAUGAUCAGUCCGCGAUCCGGCGUCUCCCUCGUUGCGUUUCGCGACAGUCUCUACGCCUUCGGUGGGUUCAGCGGUGUCAUGAGAUUGAAUUCCGGGGAGCGCUACACUCCAAACCAUUCCGACCAAUGGCACGAAGUGUCGGAGAUGUUUAGUCCACGCAGCAAUUUCGCCACGGCGAUACUCGACGAUAUGAUUUUUGUCAUUGGCGGUUACGACGGAUCCAGUACAAUCGCGUAUGUCGAAUGCUACGAUGCGGAUUACAACGAAUGGUACGACGCAUCCCCUAUGAAUCUCAAUCGUAGCGCUGUCAGUGCCUGCGUGAUAUCCGGCUUAGCUAAUGCGCGCGAGUAUUCCUAUCUGGGCAAAGCUCGGGAUCUUGGUCAAGGGCAGGCAACGUCAAAGAGUCAGGAGAAAUCUGGUCAAUCUGACGAGGUUUCUGCCGAGACCAACGUUAUAAUUGUGGAUGAGGACGGGCAGAUCAACGUAAGAGAGUUGAUGGGCCCUACAGACGGUAUGGCCGGCGGUAUCGGAAAUGUCUACAACGAGGACAACGAUAACGACCAGGAGGUGAUGCAGGACGAGCCGCUGUAUGUUGUGCAAGAGUUCGAUUAAACGUCGUUGGGGAAAUUGAAGCAUCGAUCGACAAACAUCGUGUCACUUUGCGGAUUUUUGUGGACGCUGUUAGAUAAGAAAACUUUGUACAUUUGAUUGAGGGGACAAUCGAUCUCAGAAAUAGUAAAUUAAUAUUGUAGUUGCUUUAUCGAAAAACUUUCAAACGAAUAUACUUUUUUAGUAACACCUACAAAUUUUUGAGAGAACACGAUGUUGUCUUCAGUCAAUUGACAAUUCAAUCGUCCGUGGAAAGAUGCCGAAAAUCGACGUUACGCAAGCACUCAAAAAGAGAAAUGGAUUCUUACUUUCCGCGGACAGAAAAAGCUUGAGCGUGUUUAAUUGUUACAUUGUUGUCAACAGUCAGGAUAGGCUUCUUAAAUCGUACAGCGAAGUCCCAUUUGCUCGCGUGGAAACUGCGAGGAAACGACUCGCUGAGGGGAGAAAAAAUAGCAGGUCCGCGGGUUGAAUUAGAAUUACGCGUUAGCGUGUUUUCGCAAGUUGUUUCCGCGUCUCUCGCGAUUAACCGCAACACGGAAAUUUUAAUUGGCGCCAAUUAAUCUCGCGCGAAUUAACUUUAACCGUUAUUUUAGAAAGUAUAUUAUUUUCUUUUUUACAUCGAUUUUUUUUCUUUUUUUAUGAAUUUACUUUCGAGCCGUGAAAUUUGUAAAAGGAUAAGAAUUAUACGCGCGCGAUCGAACGUAAUGCGCGAUAUGCACACGUGUGAUAUAUGCAGACACGUACAGAUUAUUUUAGACUUGACAAAACCGGCGGGCGACUUUUAUGCGCUGUGAACAAUUAUUUACACUUUUUGACGACGAGAGAAAUGGCUAGGUGCGCGAUAUUUUACACCCGUGGCUAAGGCGAUGUGUUAUUUUUUAUGGAGUUUCCCGUUUCUCUGCAUGUAUACACCAAUAUACACACAUACACACCUAUAUAUCUAUACACACACGUAUCUCAAUGUCGACUUCCAUUGAAGAUAUAUCAUGUGACCUUGUCAUUUCAAUCAAAUUAAAUCGGCCUCUUUAUUCCAAUAUCUCGCCUCUUUAUUGCGUCCUCAGCUGUAAGUACAUCACGGCAUAAACAAUUUGACGUCUCGAUCACGGUUUAUCGAUUAUGCCUGUCGGGGGAAUAUUCUUUUUCAGUAUUGGUGAAUAACAAUGAUGUGGUGGCUUGAGAUUUUUUAUUAAUCUAUCUCUCAUAUAUGUAUAUAUGUAGAUUUAUUCAUCUCUUACUCAUCUUUUAUACGUACUUAUAUAUUAUGUAUAGUGUACACAUUGUUACUUCUUCAUUGGUGUUUCUCUUGUAACGACGACUGCGUCUCCUGUUAAAUCCCGUUUGCAAUACAGUUAUGUUACGUACAGUCUCUCUU